Drosophila mauritiana is the source of this 3146-nucleotide messenger RNA. It is a transcript of the gene Fas1, whose product is annotated as fasciclin-1. Lineage: Eukaryota; Metazoa; Arthropoda; Insecta; Diptera; Drosophilidae. Gene Ontology annotation, molecular function: cell adhesion molecule binding. The coding region runs from base 240 to 2282 and encodes 680 amino acids. The transcript has 17 exons. Gene Ontology annotation, biological process: extracellular matrix organization; cell adhesion. The record is from RefSeq and is a predicted model, not a curated record. Gene Ontology annotation, cellular component: extracellular matrix.
UCACCACACGCUCGGCUUAAACCUGUUCUCCGCUUUUCGUUUUAAUUCGAAAAAAACGUUCGAGCGUGGCGCACGUUGCGAUUCCUCCGACUGAUCUUAAUCGUAGAGCAGCACUCACACCAGCACACGCCCCCCGCUAAACAGCACACACAGCCACACUCACAAACGACGUACACUGCCAGCGCAUAAACAAGUGCUGUUGUGGUUGUUGUUGCUGCUGCUGCUGCUCGUCCGCUAAAAUGCUGAACGCUGCAGCGCUGCUUUUGGCGCUGCUCUGCGCCGCGAACGCAGCCGCCGCCGCCGAUUUGGCGGACAAAUUGCGCGAUGAUUCGGAACUCUCUCAGAGCACUGCCAAAUCCUUGAGGCGCCUUAUGCCAGUUAGGUUCUACAGCCUGCUGGAGAGCAAUCAAAUUGCCAACUCAACGCUUUCGCUGCGCAGCUGCACGAUCUUUGUGCCCACCAAUGAAGCCUUCCAGCGCUACAAGAGCAAAACCACCCAUGUGCUCUAUCACAUUACCACUGAGGCGUACACCCAGAAACGACUGCCGAAUACCGUGUCAUCGGACAUGGCCGGCAAUCCACCGCUAUACAUCACAAAGAACUCGAAUGGCGAUAUCUUUGUGAACAAUGCCCGGAUCAUACCCUCGCUCAGUGUGGAGACAAACAGCGAUGGCAAGCGGCAGAUCAUGCACAUCAUCGACGAGGUACUGGAACCGCUCACCGUCAAGGCUGGCCACUCGGAUACCCCCAACAAUCCGAAUGCUCUCAAGUUCCUGAAGAACGCCGAGGAGUUCAACGUGGACAACAUCGGCGUGCGCACGUACCGCAGCCAGGUGACGAUGGCCAAGAAAGAGUCGGUCUAUGAUGCCGCCGGACAGCACACCUUCCUGGUUCCCGUCGAUGAAGGCUUCAAGCUAUCUGCUCGCAGCAGCCUCGUGGACGGAAAGGUCAUUGAUGGCCAUGUGAUACCAAACACUGUAAUCUUCACUGCCGCUGCCCAGCAUGACGAUCCCAAGGCUUCCGCCGCUUUUGAGGACCUACUUAAGGUCACCGUCAGUUUCUUCAAGCAGAAGAACGGCAAAAUGUACGUCAAGUCAAACACCAUUGUGGGUGAUGCCAAGCACCGCGUGGGCGUGGUUCUGGCCGAGAUCGUGAAGGCGAACAUCCCAGUGAGCAACGGAGUAGUCCAUCUGAUCCAUCGCCCGCUGAUGAUCAUCGAUACGACGGUCACCCAAUUCCUGCAGUCGUUCAAGUUUAUGAACGAGAAUGCUGAGAACGGAGCUCUGCGCAAAUUCUACGAAGUUAUAAUGGACAAUGGUGGAGCAGUUCUGGACGACAUCAAUAGCCUGACGGAAGUUACCAUUUUGGCUCCCAGCAAUGAGGCUUGGAACUCCUCGAACAUCAACAAUGUUUUGCGAGACCGGAACAAGAUAAGGCAGAUCCUGAACAUGCAUAUCAUCAAGGACCGCUUAAAUGUGGACAAGAUCAGGCAGAAAAAUGCUAAUUUGAUUGCCCAGGUGCCCACUGUUAACAACAACACUUUCCUGUACUUCAACGUUCGUGGUGAGGGAGCGGAUACCGUGAUAACAGUUGAGGGAGGCGGCGUGAAUGCCACCGUUAUCCAGGCUGAUGUGGCCCAGACUAAUGGUUAUGUACACAUCAUCGACCACGUGCUGGGCGUGCCUUACACUACAGUUCUUGGCAAACUUGAAUCCGAUCCCAUGAUGAGUGACACCUAUAAGAUGGGAAAAUUCUCGCACUUUAAUGACCAGCUGAACAACACACAACGCCGCUUCACAUACUUUGUGCCCAGGGACAAGGGCUGGCAGAAGACCGAGCUGGAUUACCCAUCAGCUCACAAGAAGCUUUUUAUGGCCGACUUUUCCUAUCAUUCCAAGUCCAUUCUGGAGCGUCAUUUGGCUAUUUCGGAUAAGGAGUACACCAUGAAGGAUCUGGUUAAGUUUUCGCAAGAAUCGGGCAGCGUUAUCCUACCCACGUUCCGCGACUCUUUGAGUAUCCGCGUGGAGGAGGAAGCUGGACAUCUCCAUGAUGAGUAUGCUAGUCACGAAUGGACUGGCUAUGUGAUCAUCUGGAACUACAAGAAGAUCAACGUAUACCGGCCCGAUGUGGAGUGCACCAACGGAAUCAUCCACGUCAUCGACUACCCACUCCUGGAGGAAAAGGAUGUGGUCGUGGCCGGAGGUAGCUAUUUGCCAGAAUCAAGCAUUUGCAUCAUCUUGGCCAACCUCAUAAUGAUAACAGUAGCAAAGUUCUUGAACUAAAUGCAUCCGAUAUGUAAAAACCAAUCCAAUCCAAAGCAAAUGCAAAUCAAACACAACAACAACAACAGUCGUCUACAGAACAAGAACCAACAACACUCAGUAUCAGACUAACUUGACAUCCACAUGGAUGAAAAUAAUCAGCACCAGUUUGUUGAUACCGAUCGAAAACCACAAGCAACCCAAACAGUAUCUGUAAUAUAUGCGUCACAAGGAACGAUCAUCAUUCCAACCCAACAUGCCCACGUCCACGCCAUCUACAUACCCACACACACACAGACUCAGAAAAAAAACGCAUGCAGAAAACUGCCUGCUGAAUUUGCUUUUGCAUCGACAGCUUCUCCCAAAAUAGCUGGCAAGAAAGACUAGGUUAAAGUCGAAGAACCCCCUAUGUUUAAGUAUUAAACUCGAUUUUCCCUCAAACGGCCUUAUGUAUAAUAUUGAAUAUGAAACUUUCUGUAAAACAUUUUAAUUUUAUGUUCGACCUAUACUGGUAGCUUACGUUCAUCAGCUCGCUAUGUUUUAAGUUUAGACCCACACUGACAUUGGUAUCGUACCAUGGAACAACUGAUUGUGUUUAUGAUUUUAAGUGUACAUUUUUUGUGAAUUGCUUGUUUUAGUUAAUGGUCUAAUUUAUGAUUUAUGAAAUGAGUUAUCUUAAGUAGAAUGCGAAUCUCAUUGUACAUCUCGAAAACGAAGAAGCGAAGCAUAAGCAAUACGCGCAUCACACACUCUCAUACUCGAGCGCCCACACAUUCCCCCUAUUCCUAUCCAUAAAUACAUACAACAUGUAACGAAACAAAGUCAUUGUAAGAUUUGAAAGUGUGAAAUUUUAUAAUAAACUGAAAGUUUUUCAUUUGAACCUUA